Molecule: messenger RNA, 615 nt
Organism: Papaver somniferum (opium poppy)
Lineage: Eukaryota; Viridiplantae; Streptophyta; Magnoliopsida; Ranunculales; Papaveraceae
Product: jasmonate O-methyltransferase-like
Exons: 2
Coding region: 1-615 (204 amino acids)
Biological process (GO): methylation
Molecular function (GO): S-adenosylmethionine-dependent methyltransferase activity
Source: RefSeq, a predicted model, not a curated record
AUGGAUCAAGCCACUCAACAUCUCUACAUGAAUAAGGGCAUUUCAGAAUUUAGUUAUUCCUCUAACUCACCGGUUUCGAAGCAAGCUAUAUAUAAAACGAAGAUAGUGGUAGAGGAAGCAAUACUGGACAUACUAUCAAAGUUCUCUAGUAGUACCAGCAUCUCUGCAGCCGAGAAGAUUCGGAGUAUAUGUGUUGCAGAUUUAGGUUGUUCUUCUGGCCCAACUGCACUGCUGGUCAUUUCUAAUCUGCUGGACACUAUCUACAACAAAUAUCGCGAGUCUACGAUGGUUAUGACCGAGAUCCUCGUGUUUCUUAAUGAUCUUCCUGAGAAUGACUUUAACACCCUUUUCAAGUAUUUAAAAAGUUUUUGUGAGGAAUUAAGAAAUACCAAAGGAGAUGGUUUUGGACCAUGUUUUGUUGCUGGGAUGCCUGGCACAUUUUAUGGUAGACUUUUUCCAAGUAACACUGUUCACUUUGUUCAUUCUUCCUACAGUCUCCACUGGUUAUCUCAGGUGUCUAGUUCAGAUCCUACCAAUAAAGAGUCUUGCGCUUUAUUUGGGCUAUUAUCCAUGGCACUCAGGGACAUGGUUUCAAAGGUAUACCAAUGCAUGUGA